CUUCGUCAACUUCGAAGUUCCUUUCCAUAUUCCUCCGCUUAUUUCCACGGUCGAAAAUCAGUUUGGUAAGGAGAAAAACUCUCAAAGCCUACUCCCAACAAACAAUCAUGUCCGCUUCAAUAGCGAAUCCCAUCUCUGCAACUCCUCUCCGUUUCCAUUUCAAUCGUAAGAACAACAUUUCCUUCUCCGACUGCAUCUCGAUAUCUUCUGGAUUCCGACAUUCCCCACCGUCUUCCCUCGAUCUGGUCGCGAAACCGCCGACCAACACUCGCGUUUCCCAUCUCGUUAGAGCUCAAGGCUCUUAUGAUUAUAUUCCAGACUCAAAGUUUUACAAGGUUGAAGCAAUUGUCAGGCCAUGGAGGAUCCAGCAUGUUUCAUCGGCUCUAUUGAAAAUUGGGAUUAGAGGUGUUACGGUUUCUGAUGUUCGAGGGUUUGGUGCACAAGGGGGAUCCAAAGAGAGACAUGGUGGUAAGUUAAUGAGUUCAAGGAACAGUACACGUCUGAACUGCAGUAGUGAAGUCUUUACCAAUUAUCGACCAGGAGGCUUUGAAAAACUCUGCUGUGAAUCCAUCUGGCCCUGGGGACUUAUUAUUUGGCAUCCGGAACAACACCUCUCGAAUCUCAUCAUCAGUUAUCGGCUUAAUCAAUCGCUCUCUCUCAAUACUAGAACACCGAAAAGGAAGGAAUUGUUGCAGCUCUUCGACUGAUAUGGCUUGAAUUUCCGGGGGCUCAAAGGAUAGGAAUUCACUAAAAAAUCUCUCAGCCUCAGCUUUGAUAUCGUCCUGAGAAGUGGCCAUUACACCUGAUUGGCAUCUUAUUUCUCGAAUAGCAUUUAUAGCCCCUCUAAUCUUCACAGCAUUAUGAAAAGCUUUAUUAUUACCAUCUCCCAAUUGCAACCAGUGCAUCUUUGACCUUUGCUUUAACACUUUCUCCUCUAUCGUUGAGAUUCUUUGCCACCUCUCUUCAAUUAUCAGUUCUUCAUGAAUGUUUUCCAGAUUGGGGUCUUCCAUUAAUCUCUCUUGCUGCUUGCAGAGAUUAUUAUAAGCCUCUUUUACCUUCAUAGACAACUUUCCCAGCUUCUCCUUACUCAAUCUUCUGAUCAGAGGCUUCAGGGCUUUAAGAGAUUUGGAAAAUCGAAAAAGAGCUGAAGUAGACUGAAAGAGAGGUUGAUUUUCCUUCCAGUGGUCUUCAAUCAUCUUAAUAAAAUCCGACAUCUCAGCGACUGCAUUAGUAAAUUUAAAUGGUCUUCGCUUCCCUACAGCCUCAGUUUGCAAAUGAAAUCUGCCUCUAAGGUGAUCAGAACAGCCUCCAGCCUCAAAAACUCCAUACGAUUUGUCUUGUCGUUGCAGCCAAGUAUCAUUAACAAGAAAUCGAUCCAGCUUCUUACAUAUAAGACCCUCUUCUCUCUUAUUGCACCAGGUGAAUUUCGGUCCUUGACUACCAAGAUCCACAAGCCUGCAGUACUGAACUAUGCUCUCAAAAUCACGCAUCCCAGAAUUAGUUAACCCCGAGUCUUGAUAACUAGAAUGCUCCUCCCCAUCAAGAAUCUCAUUAAAAUCACCCAUAAUUAUCCACUGCUUCCCUCUAAACAUUGCUGCAUCUUGAUGAUCCUUAAUAUCACUCCAUAACUCCUUUCUAUCCUCCAUGACAUUUUCUCCAUAAACAAAUGAGCAAAAGAACUCCUCUGUCUCCCCUUCUAGUAAUACUGAAACGGUAAUUAUCUGACUUGAUUUGAAUACUAGAGUUAGCCGCGUCUGAGGACUCCAAACAACCCAAAUUCUCCCCUUCCUGCUAAACUCAUAAUUAUUUAUCCAAGACCAACCAUAGAACACUGAAGAAACAAUAUGCUUCGCCUUACUCUCCUUUACUCUGGUCUCCAACAGACAACCAAACUUCAAAUCUUUAUUAAGAAUCCAAUCUUUAACUACACCAUGCUUCGAACUUUUAUUAAACCCUCUUACAUUCCAGAAGAAUCCUGUCAUUGAGAGGUUUUUUGAUAGGCGUUUCUGCCUUGAUUACCAGGCCCAGGUUUCUCAGGAAAGACCUUAUGAUUAGCUUUCGAAGAUCUCGGCAAAGACGGUCGAAUGUUGUUGACCAGAUCAGCUUUUGUAGAUUUUUGAACUGCUUUACUAAUAACAUCAUUCGAAGGAGAUUUCACAAUAUCACAGUAGGUUGGUGAUCUCACUACGUUCACUUCCCCCUCUGCACUUUCCACUCCCUUAUCUCUGUCUUCCUUAUCUUUAUUUACCUCCUGUUGUUUCCCCUCUUCCCUAUCAAUUGCCUCUUCUCUAGUUUCAUUCUCUUCUACAAGAUCAUCCUUUUUUAUUUCUUCUAUCCCUGUAUUCUGCUCUUCAAUAUCCUCCUUGUGCUGAACUACCUCCAUUUGUGUUACUUCCUCGGUACUCUUCGCUCUAUCCAACUCGCCAUAAUCAUUUAGUUCAUUAAGUAUCAGGAAUCUUGAUGGCGUCACCAGUUUGUCUUGACCAUACGUAAGCACUCUCUUCGUUGGACUUCUACUUUUCCCUGCAUUUACAUUCUUCCACCCUUCAUCUAUCUGCCCCUCCUCAAGUUCACCCACAACUGCCUCUAUCAGAAUUCCCUCUAUACCUUCAGAAUUAGAAGGCCCAAUUUCAAGGAUGCUCACUUCUUCAAUGCUUUUCCCAGUCUCCUUGGCUUUCUGCAUCAUAUUCCUCAGUAUCUGUUCAGUCAUACCAACCCCAUCCUUUUUAUUCAUCACACAAGAUUUCUCCACAUGUCCCCACUUGCUGCAGGUUUGGCAUCGAAGUGGAAGCCAUGGAUAACUGAAUUCCACUAAGAAUGACUUUCCAUUUUUUUGUGAAAUUUAUCUUAGAAGGCAGCUCUUUUGACAAAUCCACAUUCACAAAAACUUUAGCCAACUUGAAGUUUGAGCAAGAGGCAGUUUCAGGAUGCAAUCUCACUGGAAAUCCUGCUGCGCUUGAGAUGAAACUCAAUCCCUGCCAUGAGAACAUGUGCAUGGGCACAUUUUUAAGGUGAACCCAUAAUGGAAUAGACUUGACUUCUGGCUUCUCCUUUAGCUCGUCUGGCGCCCACAGCACUCCCAUGAUUCACAGAUCCCCGUUGUAUCUCACCUUCACCCUGUUUCUCCGAUCCCAGUUGUUUCCCCAAAUCCUUUACCCCGAUUGAUUCACCAUGGUUCGUCUUCGUAUUCCGCGUAUCCCGAUCGUCUUGAACCCCCAUCGGAGAGUCAGACAAACCCGGCGGAUCCGCCGUAUCCAUCUCGAAACCCUUGAUCGCCAAAUCGCCUUUCUUUUCGCUUUACCAAAACGGAGCGUUUUAAUUAACGGAGCAAACUUAAAGCGUUGUCUUUUCUAUCGCACUCGCAAUCGCUUUAUUUCAAAAAAAAUGUUUGACUUUUCCUUUAUUUGUGUUGUCACCUCAACAUGGGUUUUCAAUAAAAAAGCUACGUAUACGUGUGUAUAAACUAGAAAAAUACUAAUUGCUUAAAAAGAUCAAAUAUUUUGAUAUGAAAUAUUUUAUUUUGAGAUAAUUUUAUUUUUAUUCAGUAUAUUUUUAAAAAAUUAUGAAGCAUUUUAAUGAGAUGUUCUAAACUCCAAAUUAAAAUAAGAGUAUUUUUAGUUGCUAUAAAUUAAAAAAAAACAAUUUAGCAUUUAAAUAAUAAUAAUAAUAUUUUAGUAUUAUUCAUGAAAUUUUUCAAAUUUUUUUUAUUGAUUGAGAUAAUAAUUUGUAUUUUACUUUAAAAAUACGAGACAAUGAAAAAAUAAUCCAAAAUUUCUCCCUGUUUUAUUGAACUUUGUUGAAUUUUAUUCUCCUUACUCACCUCUGACAUUCAUAUGAGAAUCAAUAUAAAAAUAUAAUUGUAUUUGAUAUUUUGAAAAAUGAAUUAUUAUCAUCAAAACAUAUUGUUGACUAUUUUGUUACUAAUUCAAAUGAUUUUAAGCUGAUAAAAUGGUAUUUGUGAGGUAAUAUGAUGGAAAUUUUUGGAUUACCUAGUAGAGGUUUAGGUGGUCAUGAGUUCAAUUUUAGUUAAUUAGGAGAGUUAACAUGCUUUAAACAUUCUAAUAAAGAGAUGUAUAGAUUUUUGAAUCUACAACCUUCGAGCCAUCCAGAAAAUAAAUAAAUAAAAGAUAAGGAAUGAGUUAAAAAAUUUCAACGAAAAUAAUAAUAAUUGGAUUAAUUGACAACCUGAAUCUGAUAGAUGAUUUACAAAAUAUACAUUUGAAUAGUAAAUGUAUUUAUAUUUUCAACAAACUAUUUAUAAAAUUAUGUUAUUUGUAAUAAAUAUAUUAUUGAUAUUUAUAAUAGUAAAUAAAGUGAAAUAAAAUAUUUAAAAGAAAUGUAAGAUAUUUCAAAAUCUUAAAGGAAAUUUCCACAAAUACCACAUUCAUAAUAUCACUUUCUAUGUUUACACUAACCACUAUUAUUUUCACUUUUAAUAAAUGGUAAAUAGCACUUAUACCCCUAGGAUUAACUAAUCUAGACUUAGAGUUUGGAGUUGAGGGGUGAGUUAGGUUUUUUGGAAUGUGAAAUUUAGGAUUCUAAUAAAUAUAUAAAUAAAUACUUAAAAAAUAUUUAAAUUUUUAAAAAAUAGUUUUAAACAUAAUUUUUGAUUUUCAAAAAAAGAAAUUAAAAAAUAAAUCAUAAAAAAUCGAAUUUAAAAAAGUAUAAUUCAAAAACAUAAAAA
Brassica rapa (field mustard) is the source of this 4684-nucleotide messenger RNA. Its product is annotated as nitrogen regulatory protein P-II homolog. Lineage: Eukaryota; Viridiplantae; Streptophyta; Magnoliopsida; Brassicales; Brassicaceae. Gene Ontology annotation, cellular component: chloroplast thylakoid; cytosol. Gene Ontology annotation, biological process: regulation of nitrogen utilization. Gene Ontology annotation, molecular function: enzyme regulator activity; ATP binding. The record is from RefSeq and is a predicted model, not a curated record.